UGGUCACAUGUGAGGGUUUCUUGCUGUUGGGUUUUGUCAGAGAUUAGAAUGAACUUUGCCUCUGUUCCUCUUUACAAAGGAAAGCAGGAUCUCUGGUUUUGUCUCAUUAUGAACUUAUAAACUAAAAUUAUGCAUCUUUUCAUCUGGUUGGCUUAUAAUUAAAACGGAGAAGGUGUGCUUUUAUGGACAAACUUGCGUUUGGUGGCCGGGCAGGAAAUGAGGGAAAUUAUUGGCGUUUAUUAUCCGAGACAUCUUCAGGGUGUAGUCUAAAAGGAAGUAGCCUGGGAGCUGCACUCAGGCAGGCGGUAUGCAUUGCAGCGGCUCGGAACCAGCUGCCCCCGAACGGACUCCGAGACAGGGCUCCAUUGUGGAGCGGCUGUCUCGGUAUGGCAUGCAGGUCUUGCCCGGAGCCUCCCCGCGUAGGUCGAGGCUGCAGAGGCAGCAAGAAGUCACCGACGGCUCCGCUCCGGAGAGAGAGUCCGUCCCGCCGGUUCUGCGUAGAAAGUACCUGAAGGAGCUUCUCCUGAGCCGGGCUUCCAGCAGCGCAGUGGGCAGCGGGUUGCUGCAGAGUCUCUCCCCGGACCAGGAGGACUCGGACUGGGCUAUGUAUCCCAUGGAGCACGCCUGGAUGCUCCUGGCGGUAGAGGGGAACUACGAAACCAUCCUGGACUUCAUCUCCGAGGACCCGCAGCUGCUGACCCGGCGGGACUUCAUCAGCGGAUACUCGGUGCUGCAUUGGCUGGCCAAGCGGGGACAGGACGAUAUCCUGCUGAAGCUGCUGCGGUUCGCGGAGCGUGCGGGCUUUGCGGUGAAUGUGAACCUGCGGGGCAGCGGCGGCCUGACCCCGCUGCACGUCGCCAGCAUGCAGGGCCAGUUCGCGGUCAUCAAGCUGCUGGUCGGGGCUUUCGGCGCCAACGUGGACGCCAUGGACUACAACGGGAAGCGGCCGUGGCAGUACCUGCGGGAGGACGCCCCGCUGGAGAUGAAGGAGCUGCUGGGCACCUGGGACGAGGAGCACAGCUUCGGCUGUGCGCAAAACUUCAACAAGAACGUCAACAACAACUGCGCUGGCGCAGUGAGCGUGGCCGCAUGCGAUGAGACGGAUGGCGAAGAAACUGAAGAAGUGAGUUUCUUUGACAGAGCCAAGAGAGGCAGCUGGAGGUUCGAGUCUCUGAGGAAGCUGAAAUCCUCCUUUUCAUUUGUUAGAAGCAAAACUUGAGAUAAUGCCGCACUUUAAUGGGGCAGUGUUCUGUAAAAUCAACCUAUUUUAAGUUUACAUCAUGUUAUAAUAUUACUCCCUCAUCAAAAACAUACCUGGAGUGUUUUGAGAAAUCCAUUAAUCUCCAUGGCAACCACUCAGCUGUGGAAAACACCUGUGUGGACCUAGCCCUGCCUUCGAGACACAGCUCCACCUCAGUUUCUUUGUUUAUUUCUCCCAGAGCAAGCCUCCAUCAGUCUGCACCUUCAGACUAGCCAGCAGCAAUUAGCAAACACCUGGUAGAACUUAGCAUCUUCUGAGCUCGUUAUAUGAGCUACUUCUCAAAGCAACAGUAAAAGUGUUGUUAAAGGGGCAGUAUGAUGUAAAACCAAUUAUUCUGAGCUUUGUUUUAUGUUCCCUCAUCAAAAACAUAACUGGAGUGUUUUGAGAAAUCCUUUAAUCUCCAUGGCAACCAUACAGCUGCACAAAACGCCUGGUUGGACUUAGCUCCGCCUUUGAGGACAUAGCUCCCUUCAGAGCUGCAGGUUUUAAGCUUCCACCUCAGAGUGACCCUCCCCACCCACUACUCCCUCACUCAGCUCCUUCAGACUAGUCAGAAGCAGUUGGCAAACACCUGGUAGAACUAUGACCUACUUAUCAGUGUGAAACUGGUAAAAAUAUUAGAGGGUUAAUAGGAGCCAUAUUGUGAGGAUUUCCUGAAAGCAGAGUUUCUUAAAGAGACAGAGGUCCAAUUUCAAGACAUUACAUUAUGAAGUCAAAUAACUUGUCAUUUGACUUGUACAUGAUUUUUAGAACUGAAGAUAAGGCCAUUAUCAAAAGAUAAUGGCACCAUGUGCCUGGAAAAUACGUAAUAUUGCUUCUUUAAAAUAUGUAAACAUGCAUGGUUUGGUAAUUACACCUCUUGAAACAUGUAAUUACCUUUUGGUGAGAAGUUUUGUUUUUCCUCUAAAUGAUCGUUAGUUGAUAGAAAAACCAAAUUAAAUUUAAUAUUUCUACUGAUUCAUUGUGUUUAUGAACAAAAAUCAAGUAUGUUUUUAUUUACUGCUGUCAGAUUAGAAAGUCCAGUUACCAAAUCAUGCACGAUGUGCAGUCAAAAAUUUACGUUAUGGAUCUGCUUUUAUGCCAAGUUAAAGGUGCUGUUAGUUGGCUUCUAAUUGUCCUUAAAAUGUGAAGAAAACUUGCAUGUUGAAUAACUUGCUGCUUUCUCAAACACUUCUAAAACAUAAAAGUGUGACAGACUUGCUCAAUGACAUUUCUUGGUCAUACCAUUUAAAAUCAGCAGGUUUUAUCAGAACAAAAACAAAAACGCUUGUAAACAUCCAAAUGGACCUACUGGGUUUCUGCUGUUCCUCCACACUGAGCACUAACACUUUUCAUCUGCUGCUAAAUUAAGCAAAUUGAAUAACUGCUGUGUCAAAUUUUAAAUAAAUGCAAACUUGAAAGAAAUAGCAACUUGUUUUUUUAUGGGUCUAAGUGUUAGUGCUUUAUAUUUUAAAUAAACGCCUCAGAACAUCUAAUGCUAUAAAUAGGUUUGCAGAAGAAAUCACUGCAAAAUCAAAAUCCUGCA
This is a messenger RNA of Gambusia affinis (western mosquitofish), 2786 nucleotides long. It is a transcript of the gene sowahd, whose product is annotated as sosondowah ankyrin repeat domain family d. The coding region runs from base 308 to 1219 and encodes 303 amino acids. The record is from RefSeq and is a predicted model, not a curated record. The transcript has 3 exons. Lineage: Eukaryota; Metazoa; Chordata; Actinopteri; Cyprinodontiformes; Poeciliidae. Gene Ontology annotation, molecular function: protein binding.